GCACCGGGGCGGACAUCCCCCUCCUUACGCUAAGAAACGAACGCAAUGACAUGAACGAAGCCACAGGAACUCUUCAAGUCAAACACAACAAAAAACCUGCUACACUGAGCGGCUCAAGAUGGUUUUAGAAAGUAUUUCAAGGAUAAUUAAAGUCCAGCUGCCAGCCUACCUCAAGAAGCUCCCGCUGCCGGAGACUAUCGGCGGAUUUGCAAGGUUGACAGUGUCCGAGUGGCUCCGGUUGCUGCCCCUCCUGGGUAUCCUGGCUCUGCUGGGCUAUCUGACCAUUCGCCCAUUCCUGCCCAAGAAGAAGAAACAGAAGGACAGCCUGAUCAACCUGAAGAUCCAGAAAGAGAACCCAAAAGUGGUGAACGAGAUAGACAUCGAGGACCUGAACAGCGCGAAUGUGUGUUACUGUCGCUGCUGGCGCUCCAAAACAUUUCCUGUCUGCGACAAGUCACACUUAAAGCAUAAUGAGCUAACUGGCGACAACGUGGGACCGCUCAUACUCAAAAAGAAGAUACUGUAAUCGACCACUGAUGGGAGUCUUCCUUUCACCUACCCAGCCUUCAGUUUUUUUAUUUCUCAGCUGUACUUCCUUUUUUUUUUUUUUUUCUAUUUCUCUGUGGUGUUACAUUAAUGUUGGUCUUUAUUUGAAGUGGUCCUAACGCACCUAAAAUACAAAACGCCCACAGUCUAAAUGUGUGAAAACUGUAUUUUAGGUUGUGCGGUUAAAGGUUUUUUUUUUUAUGGCACAUUCUUCACUGUUCACUUUUGUCGGUUAAAAGAAGCAUCCCCUUUUUAUACGACUGUAAAACUUUAGUCUCCGUCUUUUUCCAAAUCCACACUUUGCCAUCGGGACCACUUUCUGAGGGGAAAACUUGAAACAAUUGCAGUGACUUUAUGAUUUAACAAUGUAUGUUUUUUUUUUUCCCUGUUUUACUAGUCCGACCUGUAUCAACAUUCUGUACAUGUGCAUGUCUUCAUCUUGGUCAAUUCUUUGGUAUUAUUUAACAGCCAGCCUUGUGUCAGCGUGUCACAUAUUACCAUGUCCGCACUUUUGAGGUUGAGAAAUAUUCCCUUUCUAAGUUAUUGUGUGUAUGGGAGGCCACUCGUUCUUCUUCAGAUGAGUUUUGUUCAUAGCCUUUAAACAUUUGAGUUUGACCGUCACCUGCAAACAUUUCAAACCGCUGCACCACUGAAUCUAUCCACCUCACGGCUCUGUUGAGGUUUCUGAACUUAACUUCUGCAUUUUGCUCUGUACCGUUCAUUUGUCUUGCCUCUGUAUUGUCAUAAUAGCUGUAUAUAGUUGAUUUCCAGCUGGAGUUUUUUUUUUUUUUUUCCUUUUAAAUUCAUCAGCAAUAUUUUUUACAUAAAUGACCUUUAUUGUCAGAUCUGUAUUUUUAUGAAUGACUGUGCUUCAUUCCCUUCUUUCGCCGCUAUGAUUGGGAAACACUUCAUGUCAGCUUGAGUCACGUAAAACUUGAAUUAAGAUUCAUAUUUCUACAAUAGUGCAUUGUUUUAGGCACUUCCGUCAGUAUGGCCCCAAAACACGGUGUAUUAGCACAGUAUACAGCUGAGGCAAAUAGGAUUGAUAGAAGUUUUUCACAUAUUUGGUUAUAGACAGAUAAAAUGUUUGACCUAAUGAUGGCUCUAGAUUAAAAGUCAGACAGCACAGGUCAGCAGGAUACGUCCUCCGAGAGCCAUGAAGGGCUACAAAACUGUGCCAGUCCAUCCAGACUUCACUAGAUAAGUGAAAACUCAGGUCUGCUGAGGGUUCUAUGCCUGUGACAGAACAUUCAAUGGACCAAAACACUAGAGUUGACAAUACAGUGACCUGAAUUAAAGAUAUUAUAAAACAUAAAUUAAGUCAAAUUGUACAAACUGUGUUCAGGCUUUCGUCGUGUAAUAAUUCCACCAGAGAGACAGAGAACAAUUCUUGGUAUGUUCUAUCAUUUAUUGCUCAAAGAAUAUUCAGUAAAAAACUAAUGUUCAAUCAUGUAAAUCUUUCAUAAAUUACUAAUAAUACACAAGGACUUUUUGAAUUUAAAUAAACUCAGACAAAUUAAAACGUUCUUAAGUUACACUGCAUACUUUUGUAAUAGAAAAA
Larimichthys crocea (large yellow croaker) is the source of this 2107-nucleotide messenger RNA. It is a transcript of the gene cisd2, whose product is annotated as CDGSH iron sulfur domain 2. Lineage: Eukaryota; Metazoa; Chordata; Actinopteri; Sciaenidae. The transcript is spliced from 3 exons. Bases 119 to 526 code for a protein of 135 amino acids. Gene Ontology annotation, molecular function: 2 iron, 2 sulfur cluster binding. The record is from RefSeq and is a predicted model, not a curated record. Gene Ontology annotation, biological process: autophagy of mitochondrion; regulation of autophagy. Gene Ontology annotation, cellular component: intracellular membrane-bounded organelle; mitochondrial outer membrane.